Molecule: messenger RNA, 2316 nt
Organism: Polistes canadensis
Lineage: Eukaryota; Metazoa; Arthropoda; Insecta; Hymenoptera; Vespidae
Gene: Caper
Product: RNA-binding protein 39
Exons: 9
Coding region: 144-1721 (525 amino acids)
Biological process (GO): mRNA processing
Cellular component (GO): nucleus
Molecular function (GO): RNA binding
Source: RefSeq, a predicted model, not a curated record
CGUGGAAUUUCAGAAAAUUCUCCAACUCGCGCAAUGGCGGAGGAAUUGGAUGUCGAAGCGAUGCUGGAAGCGCCAUAUAGAAAAGGGAUGGUACGUAACAUGUACCCUCGCGCUCGUAGGAUGUUCGGCAGCGAGUUCCUAGAAUGCACUUGAAAUACGAGGAGCAGGACUCCUCAUCCAAAGACAAGUCCUCCAAGGAAAAUGAGUCUAGUCGCAAAUCAUCUGGGAAAAGCAAACAUCGUUCUCGUUCCCGUUCACGAUCUCGCGACCGCCGAGACAAAGACCGCCGUGAUCGCGACAGGGACAGGGACAGAGACAGGGACAGAGACAGAGAUAGAGACAGGGAUCGUGACAGGGAUAGAGACAGGGAUCGUGACAGGGAUAGAGACAGGGAUCGUGACAGGGAUCGUGACAGGGAUCGUGAACGCAGACGGAGAUCCCGAUCGAGAGACAGGCGGGAUCGUGACCGAGACAGAGAUGGAGAUAGAGACCGAGACCGAGAUCGAAGAGACAGAGACAGAAGAAGAAAAAGGUCUCUUACACCUAUCACAUUACCUAGAGCUCGACCACCUUUUGGUAAAGGUGUUAGUCCUCUUGGCAUUAGAAACGAUGAGCUGACACCCGAGGAAAGAGAUGCUCGUACAGUAUUCUGUAUGCAACUGAGUCAACGGAUACGUGCACGUGACUUGGAAGAAUUUUUCUCUAGUGUUGGGAAAGUUCAAGAUGUUAGACUGAUUACAUGUAACAAAACGAGACGAUUCAAAGGAAUUGCAUAUGUCGAAUUUAAAGAUCCUGAAAGCGUUACACUUGCGCUUGGAUUAUCAGGUCAAAAGUUACUUGGCGUUCCUAUAGUAGUACAACACACUCAAGCAGAGAAAAAUCGGAUGGGUAAUUCUAUGCCAAAUUUAAUGCCCAAAGGACAAACAGGACCUAUGAGAUUAUAUGUAGGUUCUCUUCACUUCAAUAUAACAGAAGAAAUGCUUCGUGGGAUUUUUGAACCGUUUGGAAAAAUUGAUAACAUUCAAUUAAUCAUGGAUCCUGAAACUGGUAGAAGUAAAGGUUAUGGCUUUUUAACGUUUAGAAAUGCGGACGAUGCUAAGAAAGCAUUAGAGCAAUUAAAUGGUUUUGAGCUAGCUGGUAGACCAAUGAAAGUUGGAAAUGUAACAGAACGCACUGAUUUAAUUCAAGGUCCCUCACUUUUAGAUACUGAUGAAUUAGAUCGAAGUGGUAUUGAUCUUGGUGCAACUGGCAGAUUACAAUUAAUGUUCAAAUUGGCCGAGGGUACUGGUCUUGAAAUACCUCCAGCAGCAGCUAAUGCAUUAAAUAUGGCACCUGUUAUCUCUGCUCCACCACCACCACCGCAAGCUGCACCACCAAUAGCCACACAAUGUUUCAUGCUAUCAAACAUGUUUGAUCCACAAAAUGAAACAAAUCCAAAUUGGGCAAAAGAAAUACGUGAUGAUGUAAUAGAAGAAUGUAAUAAACAUGGCGGUGUUCUACACGUAUAUGUGGAUCAAGCUUCUCCACAAGGAAAUGUUUAUGUUAAAUGUCCAUCGAUAGCAACGGCAGUUGCUGCAGUCAAUUCAUUACACGGCCGGUGGUUUGCUGGUCGUGUUAUAACUGCUGCUUAUGUACCAGUUGUAAAUUACCACUCUCUCUUCCCAGAUGCUAUGACUGCUAUUCAAUUAUUGGUCCCAACUGCACCUCGGCGGGGAAUAUGAUCUCAAAUGAAUCAGACCACUUAAAAUGUACAUUUUUUGGUAGCAUUACAAUAACUAUGCUGAUAUCCUUCUACUCCUUCUCCUCUUUCUCAUUCUCCUUUUCUCCAUUCUCUUUCCCUUACAAACAAACCCCGCUUAAAAAAAAAAAAGAGAAAAAAAAAUAGAAAAGAACAAAAAAGAAAACGUUUUUUAAUAUUCUUCAGUAUAUUAAAUUAAGUAUCAUUUGUGUGUUUAACCACUUGCACUGGGAAAAAAAAAUUCACCGACGCGUGCCAUGCACGUCGUUUUUGUUCCUGUGAUAAUCUUAUAACUACGUACAUACCCACGUUGUUGGCGAUUCUGUGACAAAAGCAUUACGACGUACGUGGCACGUCUUUCCAGCGCAAGUGGUUAACUGCAUAAUAUUUUUGUGCACAACUAGUUCUCAUAUUUUAAAAAUCUUUAAUAUCUAAGGAUCAUGUAUUUCAUUUAUUAUUAUUUUUAUUUUGUUACUAGCAACCAACAGCUGUGUACAGAAUAAUAGGAUUUAAUAAAAAAAAACUUGUACGUAUUAUUACGUUAAUCUGGAAAUAUAGCAUUUAAAUUUAAAAAUCAA